Messenger RNA from Ambispora gerdemannii, 729 nucleotides. The record is from the annotation of a GenBank genome assembly. Lineage: Eukaryota; Fungi; Glomeromycota; Glomeromycetes; Archaeosporales; Ambisporaceae.
AUGAACUUCCCUAGCAAUGUACGUUCAUUCCUUUAUAACUUUACAAAUUCGGAGAAUAAAAGAACUUUCUCAACUUCAUCAGCUACUUCUCAAAAUGACACAAGUAAUCCUGUGGCACCGCGAGAACCACUCAUCCAUAAACCAAAGAAAAUCCCGGUUUACGUUAAUGUAUAUGACAUGCUUCCAAAAGGCAAAGUAACUGAUUUUGGUUACAAGAUAGGAGUAGGGAUUUUUGAUAAUAAUUCAGGAGUAUUUCAUUCUGGCGUGGAGGUAUUAGGCAGAGAAUAUAAUUUCGGCGGACAUGUAUAUGAUUACACGGGGGUGUUUGUGACGAAGCCUAAAACAGGGUUUCCUAAUGUUACAUUCAAAGAAUCAAUAAAGAUGGGUCACACUGAACUAGACAAAGAAGAAAUUAUACGGACUGUUAAUGAGUUGUCACAGGAGUAUCGAGGGAACACGUAUAACUUGUUGACAAGAAAUUGUAAUCAUUUUUCGGGUGAGUUAUGUAAGAAACUUUUAGGAAAAUCCACCCCUGGUUGGAUAAAUCGGGCAGCAAAGCUUGGAACCUUUUUCCCAUGUAUGGUGCCUAGCGGAUGGAUUGAACCGCCGGAAUGCGAUGAAACGACUGUAACACAAUCAGAACAACAGCAACCUUUACCACAACAUAUGAAUCAUAAUAAUUCGUUAUUAACAGCAUCCUCUUCCACAACAUAUGAAUCAUACAAUUAA